Molecule: messenger RNA, 2806 nt
Organism: Hippocampus zosterae (dwarf seahorse)
Lineage: Eukaryota; Metazoa; Chordata; Actinopteri; Syngnathiformes; Syngnathidae
Gene: cbx2
Product: chromobox homolog 2 (Drosophila Pc class)
Exons: 5
Coding region: 68-1483 (471 amino acids)
Biological process (GO): negative regulation of transcription by RNA polymerase II
Cellular component (GO): heterochromatin; PRC1 complex
Source: RefSeq, a predicted model, not a curated record
AAGUGGUUUCCUCUGCUGGCGAGUGUUACUUUUGCUAGUGUUGUUAUUGUGAUCGUGCGGGUCCACCAUGGAGGAGCUGAGCGCCGUCGGCGAGCAGGUUUUCGACGCUGAAUGCAUCCUCAACAAAAGACUGCGAAAGGGAAAGUUGGAGUUUUUGGUCAAGUGGAGAGGGUGGUCGUCCAAACACAACAGCUGGGAGCCCCAAGAGAACAUUCUUGAUCCCAGACUUCUGGCGGCCUUCAACAAGAAGGAACAAGAGAAGGAGCUUCUGAUACGGAAACGCGGUAAAAGGCCGAGAGGACGUCCACGUAAAAUACCAGAAACUGUUCUCGAGACUGCAAAGUCCAACAGCUCUUCUUCCGGAACCUCCUCUUCAUCGUCCGAUUCCUCGUCUUCGUGUUCCUCCUCGUCCUCGUCCUCCUCGGAAGACGAGGACGAGGAGCAACAGGCGGGCCCCGGAGUCCAAAUGCGAGACCUCCACCCCAACCCCGUCCCCCAGAAGAAAGCGCAGAUUGUGGUGGCCAAGCAGGAGCCGCCGAAAAAACGCGGUCGCAAGUCUCUGAGCAAAGGCCUUCGGAAAAGCCUCAGGAAGGAUUCCGAUCUUCCGGGUGCCAUCAAGAAACCGGUUCACCUGGCCAGCUUCGCCUUCAUGGGUUUCCAUCGGGGCUCUGCGGGAUGUCCCAACCGCAGUCCCCCAACCCACGGGGGAACUUCCAGAAACUCCUUGAGCACAAUAGGAUCCGCCAGAUCAAUGCCCCCAUCCCCCGUCCCGCUGAUGAAAUCCAGCCCGGGCAGGAAUGUCACAGAUGGGAAACUGCCCACCCCCAGACCGGAUUCGUUCAAACCGAGAGGCAUGGAGACUUUCACCUCCAACGCAACCAAACAGCACCUCCCAGGAUCCCCCCAGCGCACCACAAACUCCCCCAGUGUACAAAAGGCUCAUGUCCUGCAGAGAAUAACAAACGCGAAAGCCAUGGCGGCCCAAGCGGCAAAGAACAUCACGACAAAUCAGCCUCUCAACCUUCACAACAAAGUCACGCAAGGCAACAAAUCGUCUGGUUCUGGUCCCGGUUCAGCUUUGAGAAACAAAACCAACCAAAACCAGGAGUACAAAACCCCCCAGAGUCCCGCUUCCCCGGGAGGAACCCGGAAGUCUGCCGCAGGCAAAGACUUGACGGAGAUCCAGACCUACAGGGGGAAGCCGGAGAAAGGCGAGGUCCAUAAAUCCGAGAACCACCUGGAAAGAGCAGCUUGUAAAGACGGCAAGAUGAGCACAGGCGAGGACGAGAGCAGCUCCGAUUCAGACCGGGACUCGUCAGAUGCCGGCCGGGAGCCCUUGGCGGUGGUCCACAACCAAGACUGGAAGCCCACCCGGAGCCUGAUAGAACACGUGUUUGUCACGGACGUCACCGCCAACCUGGUCACCGUCACGGUGAAGGAGUCACCCACAAGCGUUGGAUUCUUCAGCAUCCGGAACUACUGACUGGACCUCACAAACUUCACCUGACCAUUGCAUCAGGGACCCUCAUUGAUUGUUGUAAUUUAUUUCCUUUUUCUUUGAUACUACGAUACCUUAAGUGUGUUUUAAUCUGCCUUCACUGUAGUUCAAUUAAAAAUCUGAGGACCGAGGGUGUAGAUAGCCCAACAGGACAACCACAGAUAGUUGCCAGGUGAAUUUUGCUGCAUUUUUUGGGGGGAAAUAUCUCAGUCGGAAUUUACAGGGUCCCGCCUCAAAAUGUUCCAGUCAAAGUUUUGGGAUCUGACCGUCGGCUGUUGACGAAGAGACCAUGACACUCAACUGCAUUUUAAUCUCAAGUCACAGGAGUCCAGACCAGACCAAAAUGAAACUAUUAAGGAUAUAGAAAGUAGAACAACAAUCCGAAGCUUCGUUUGAGACCACCAGGAAAUCGUAAAUAUCUCUCCAAGUUUACAAGCGUCCGACCUAAAAAGUUUCCAGUCCAACGUCGAUCAAAGAAAACAAUUCAACCAUCUGUGGUUUUAGCAAUCCACAAUAGGACGCACCAAAUAUUUUGGGGGGACCAAUCAUGUGAACUGCUUUCAGCACUCAAGACCAAUGGGGAGGUUGGAAAUAUUUCACCGGGGAGCUUCUACAUUCCAAGAUUUCAACUUCCCUCAUGUCUUCCCUUAUGUCUACAUCCAUCAAAGCUCUCUGGUCUUCCUCAAGCUCUCUUGCUUGGCAGGCACUAAAGUGAUAAAUGAUCACCAAUAACUCGUUUUACAGUGCACCCUUAAGAAGCUGUGAACGAAGGCAAGCGCUGUGAAUAUUUUCCGGAUGCACUGUUUGUGGUCUUUUUUGCUCCGAUUUUGGCACGUAGGAACGUCUUGGCCAUGCACUUUUUUCCCGUCGCAAAUUUCCCGCUUCUUUGUUUUUCGUCGCUUUCAAUCGAUAGUUGACACACUCAUCCUUGGAACUGUUUAGUAAUACGUCAUCUAGAGUGUAUUUUUAUAUGAGCUACCUCUGUUUUAUUUGGCUACUUUUUGCUUGCAUGUAAAUCCUCGUCUGCAAGUCUUAUUGCCAUUUCUCCAAAUAGGGUUGACAAAAUUCCAAACAUUUUCAAAGGUGGAACCUUUCAUGGAAGUCAUGGGAAGAAAAGGGAACAGACCAGGAAUUUACUAGAUAGGCAACUGUCAGUUUCGCAGGGCAAGGUGACGCAUGCUGAGAGACAGACGGAGUGUCUAAUCCUUUCUCAGAUAACACUUUUUCUACAUAUUCAGCAGAAAUUGUGUUCGGCAGGUCCCCAUGGGGGCAAGCGGUUGCACAAUAAAGCACCAGAUGUCUCUUGAG